GCUGCAAAUGUUCGAGUCAUAUAAACAUACAUCAAUAUCAAUAUUUUCACCUGAUCGCCCCCGGAGAACAGUCGCCUAUCGCGUUCGUAAACGUUGCUCCAAAAGUGAAUAAGACGUGAACAAAUCGAGUGAUGAUAAAUCGAUAUAGUGUUUGCGUUUAAAGUGAAUUUAAAGCAAGUUUUGUUAUUGUGAAUAUUUGUUUAUACCGAGAAAGAUGACCAUCGUGAGGGAUCUGCCUGAACGAGUUUCGAAGCCAUCACCAGUGAAGAAUAUAUUGCGAUGGUGGUCGAAAGAGUUCAAAGUUAUCCUGGCGGAAUUUGUAUCAACAACACUAUUGGUAUUUUUGGGAUGUAUGGCUAACGUGCCACUGGACGAUUUCACCGUACAACCUCCGAUGUACGGUCCGAUUGCUUUUGGUCUGGUCGUUUUGUUCAACAUAACGUCAUUUGGGCAUAUAUCUGGUGCGCAUAUGAACCCGUCGGUGACAUUGUCUGCAAUAAUAUGGGGAAGCGUUUCGCUCCCUCUCGCUGUUAUGUACGCUAUAGCUCAGUGCGGUGGUGCGAUCGUUGGAUACGGUUUACUGCUAAGUGUUUCACCUAUCGACUUAAUCCCAGGUAGUGUUUGCAUAACUCAGCCUCAUAUGAAUCACACUAUGUACCAAGCUCUUGUGAUUGAAAUAAUACUGUCAACAGCACUAGGUUUUAUUAAUUGUGCUGUAUGGGACCCUGUGAACAAAGAGAAGCAAGAUGCGAUUCCUUUGAAGUUUGGGUUCACUAUUGCCGCGUUGUCGCUUGCAGGGGGGCCUUUGACAGGGGCGAGUAUGAACCCGGCAAGGUCCUUAGGGCCCGCCGUAUGGACUGGUAAUUGGAAUACACAUUGGGUAUAUUGGCUAGGCCCGGCCGUCGGUGGUGCGGUAGCACCUCUGCUUUAUAAGGUAGCUUGGCUGGAAACUAAGAAAGAUAAAGACUUUGAAGUACAAUCUAGCAAUGGCCAAAUGUGAAAAUAUUCAAAGACCGAAUUACUUUACAGCUUGACAAAUAUGGAGUUUCGGUGUUAGAAUUAUGGUGUAAACGAAUUUAUAAUUUACUCGUAUAUUACGAGUCGUCUUCAGUAAUGUAUAAAAUCGCAGUUAGUCGUCAUAGUCAGUCUUUAACCACGGCAACAUUAUAGAGAUUGUUUAAGGUAUUGAAAAAGUAUUUAUUUAUUAGAAAGAGAGAAGACUUUACUGAAUUUUCGCCAUAUUUUUAUUUAACUAAAUAUAGAACAAAAGACUAUAGUAGAAUAGGAUAACUAAGGACUAAAAUAAGUAUAUCUGUGUUAAGUUAUUUACGUAAUAAGAAAAUAAUAAUAAAUAAUUAUACGAUUCUGGUAUAUAAUUGGACAAUUAUUAUGAAAGGUUAUUUAAAGCUAUGCCGAAUAUUCCACUUAGGAUCCCGCCGAAUAUUAGUUAUCCGGUCAAGGACUCUUUUUAAGCCAUGUAUAUUUUAUCCCAGUUCAAAUUUCAUAAUUAUGAAUGUAAUCUUUUUGAAUAAAACUUCGUUGAAUUAAAUUUUAUUUGUCGGUUACGCUAAUUCGGUGGUAAAGGCUCUUUA
Pararge aegeria (speckled wood butterfly) is the source of this 1592-nucleotide messenger RNA. RefSeq names its product aquaporin AQPAe.a-like. Gene Ontology annotation, molecular function: water channel activity. The coding region runs from base 215 to 1000 and encodes 261 amino acids. The record is from RefSeq and is a predicted model, not a curated record. Lineage: Eukaryota; Metazoa; Arthropoda; Insecta; Lepidoptera; Nymphalidae. Gene Ontology annotation, cellular component: plasma membrane. Gene Ontology annotation, biological process: transmembrane transport. The transcript has a single exon.